AUGGUGAAUGAUAAUGUAGCUAAUUAUAAAGCUAUAUCAAAAAUGUUGAUGCAAAAGAGGAAGAAGUUAAUUUGGACACCAUAUGAAGCUCAUUGCAUUGACCUCAUGUCGGAGGAUUUUGAAAAAAGGAUUGAAGAACAUAAAGUGACAAUAACAAAAGGAAGAAAGAUAACAAAAUUCACACAAGGGAAAGAGCUCCUAAGGCCGGAAGCAACUCGAUUUGCUACUACUUAUCUUACACUUGGUCGGUUGCAUGAACUAAAAAGUGCAUUGAUCUCAUUUUUUACCUCAGAACAAUGGUUAACUACAAACUAUGAAAGAAUAGAUUUAGGUAAGAACAUUAAGGAUAUAGUUAUGGACACUUCAAGAUUUUGGCCAUCAGUUGCAGAUUGUCUUAGGGUCGCGCAUCCCAUAAUGAAGGCUCUUCGUAGUGUUGAUUCGUACUCUAAACCAGCUAUGGGGUUUAUUUACCAAGACAUGGUCUUUGUAAAGGAGAUUAAAGGAAGUUUUAAAGAUGUUGAAUCAGCUCCAUAUUUCUUUGUUUAUAUUUAUUGGUACAAACGUAUUUUUGAAAUUAUUGAUCAAAGAUGGUAUAAUCACCAAAAUAGGGCGAUCCAUGUGGCAGGUUAUUUCUUGAAUCCAAUGAUGCAAUAUAGCCAUGAUUUUGAGAAUACAGCUUGGACCAAGACUAGAUUGUAUAUGUGCCUUGAAAGAAUGUGUGGUGAUGACAACCUAACAAAGACGAUUGAACUUAAAUUUGAUCAAUUCACUAAUGCAAGAGGGAUUUUUGGUCUUAGUAUAGCCAAGCUAACAAGGAAGGAAAAAAGUUUGUUUGAUUGGUACAUUCUAAAAGAAGGAAUUGACUACAUCAACAAAGGAUGA
Molecule: messenger RNA, 882 nt
Organism: Lactuca sativa (garden lettuce)
Lineage: Eukaryota; Viridiplantae; Streptophyta; Magnoliopsida; Asterales; Asteraceae
Source: RefSeq, a predicted model, not a curated record